CGACAGCGGGUCGUCACAGCGAGCACACAUUGAUGGAGAGCUCUGUGCCAUCAUGCAAGGCAUGUGUGUAUGACAUGUGUGCCUUAUUCUGAGUCUGGUGGAAAACACGUUUCAUUACCCUUUGUACUUUGUUGUCGUUGGUGUUUUACCAUAAGUUUAACUGAUACCAGUAUCGAUACUUACCAGUACGAUAUUGGUACACCCUACCUAGAACAUUCAUAAUGUAUCGAUUCGUGAGUUUAUAACACGGGAAAGGCUUCAGAAGUUAAAAAUAUUGUUGAUUUGAGAAUAAAGUUGAACCGAUUUGGUUUUUCCAUCCAUAAAUUUGUAUGUUGAAUCUGUUAUUUAUACAAGAUACAUCGAAGUACCGUUGCCGUCCAAAGUAGGUCAAAACAAAACUACUUUCUAAAAAAAAACGAACUUUUGUUUUAAUGAACAUGAAAUAAAUUCAGUAGUGAACGAUGUUGAAUAGAUUUGUGGAGUUUAAACUCGGUGUAAACGAUUAUACAGAGCUGUUGGUCGAACUUCGCCGAUUGCGGUCCGUCUGCUGUUCAAAAGAGGAACAAAGAGAGAUCUGCGAUUCAGGAACUGUUUCAGUUUUAAUCAGAAUCCUUGAGAAUUUGACUGUCGGUGCGAGCUACGACGAAAACGCCCUGCUCUCGUUGAGAGUGGGUUUGCAGUGCUUGGUCAACGUUGUUGUCAACAAUGCUUACACUCAGAAAUUUGUAUGGUCAAACCAUUCUACGUCCAUUAAGAAAUGGUGUUGUCUAGAAGAUGAUAAGGCGAGGAAUUUUUUGUACGCACUGUAUCACAGUAUAUUGGUCGAGAAUGUCAGACUGAUCGAGGAACUGCUCGACGAUCGGCAGCAGAUGUUGUACGCGAUCGCAAGCUCCAUGAAAGGGACGGAAUUCUCCCAGUUUCUGCUUGAGAGGUGCAUAGAAUCCGGUGGUUUUAAAAUUAUGUACAACUCCCUCGGUAUAGGUGCUUCUGAAGAGAGGAUUUAUUUACUGGAACUCCUCGACUCCGUCGUCACGAAAAACUUCAAAUACCUAAACGAAAUAGAUUUUAUCAGUUUGCACUUUAAGAGAAAAUCGGAUGCAAUUUUGAAAACAAAGCCCGAGUAUGUUGAAAAAGUAGAUUUGAAAGAAGUUUCCUGCCUACUCGAAGUUUUAGGGCAUGCCUCGACUAUUGAAAAUUACAGAACGGUGCUGCAGAAAGACAAGUCCUUGGUUAUUAAUUGCAUGUAUCUUCUCAUAGGAAUGCACAAAGCCGUUCGGGACAGAGAAGAAAUUAGUAAACAAAGUGAACUGAACGCCUUAAAUGAAAUGAUGGCCAACAUGAGCACAGACGUCAGACCCUCUCCUGAAUUUAAUUUUAAAGGAAAUCUUAUUAGAUUAAUCGGGAACCUGGCGUACAAAAACAAAGAGGUGCAAGAUAUGUGCAGGGAAUUGGAAGCCCUUCAUGUGAUAUUGGACUGCUGCACGAUUGACCCUAAAAACCCGUUCAUCAGGGAGUGGUCUAUUUUUGCUAUAAAAUGCAUAUGCGAAGAAAAUUUACAUAACCAAGAGUUAAUCAGCGGCAUUUCUCAAAUCAAUGUUAAAACGCUUCCACCUGACAGAAUCAUUGAGUUUACAUAACAUUCAUCUUGAGAAAUAUUUUAUGUAUUGUUCACAUAUAAUAAAUUGCUUUUAUUUUUAUA
Molecule: messenger RNA, 1699 nt
Organism: Cimex lectularius (bed bug)
Lineage: Eukaryota; Metazoa; Arthropoda; Insecta; Hemiptera; Cimicidae
Product: ataxin-10
Exons: 1
Coding region: 462-1637 (391 amino acids)
Biological process (GO): neuron projection development
Cellular component (GO): cytosol
Source: RefSeq, a predicted model, not a curated record